AUCGUGACAUCACUUCUCAUCAUCGUCGUGCGCGUCAAAGAAAAAGUUGAAGAACAUGAACUCGCAUCCAAAGUGACUCAGUAUCAGUUUAGAUCAGAAUCCAUAGACUUUGAAAGUUAAGAAAGUUUGAAAGAAACAUCGAAGGUGACUGAAGACGAUGAUCGCCUCUCAUUUAUUGGCGUACUACUUCACGGAGCUGCACCAUGACCACGUUCAGAAAGUGGACAAGUUCCUGUAUCACAUGCGGUUAUCUGAGGAGAACUUGAUGGACGUCUCCAUGCGCUUCAGGAAGGAGAUGGACAAAGGUCUAGGCAGAGACACUAACCCAACUGCGGCCGUCAAGAUGUUGCCCACCUUUGUUCGGUCCACACCUGAUGGAACGGAAACGGGUGACUUCCUGGCCCUGGACUUGGGUGGAACCAAUUUCCGUAUUCUGCUAGUGAAGGUGUCCAGUAAUGGAAAGCAAAAGGUGGAGAUGAAGAACCAAAUCUAUGAAAUUCCAGAGAACAUCAUGAGGGGGCAUGGGACAGAGCUUUUCGAUCACAUAGCUGAAUGCUUGGCCGAUUUCCUGGAAAAAAUGGGCAUCAAAGACAAGAAGCUGCCUCUCGGCUUUACCUUUUCAUUUCCGUGCCAGCAGACCAAAUUGGACGAGAGUUUUCUGGUGUCGUGGACCAAAGGUUUCAAGGCGAGUGGAGUUGAAGGGAAAGACGUCGUAGGUCUUCUUCGAAAAGCCAUUAACAAAAGAGGGGACUUUGACAUUGACAUUGUUGCCGUGAUUAACGACACCGUUGGCACCAUGAUGACGUGCGGCUAUGACGAUCAUCAUUGCGAGAUCGGCCUCAUUGUCGGUACAGGCACCAAUGCUUGCUACAUGGAAGAGAUGCGACACUUGGAGUUGGUGGAUGGAGAUGAGGGUCGCAUGUGUGUGAACAUUGAGUGGGGGGCCUUCGGAGAUGACGGGAGCCUUAACGAUCUGCGCACCGAGUUCGACCGAGAGAUCGACGCGGGCUCCCUCUUUCCAGGCAAACAGCUGUUUGAGAAGAUGAUCAGUGGAAUGUACAUGGGUGAGCUGGUCAGACUUAUUCUGGUGAAGAUGGCCAAAGACGGUCUGUUGUUUCAAGGUCACACCACGCCAGACCUGCUCACCACCGGACAUUUCCAGACCUCAGUCAUCUCUGCCAUUGAAAAUGAAAGGAAUAAUGAAGGUCUGGUGAGUGCGGAGAAGGUGCUGAGAGGCCUGGGGUUGGACCCGUCCCCUGAAGAUUGUGUGGCCACGCAGCGAGUGUGUCAGAUUGUGUCCACGCGUGCCGCUCAUCUUUGUGCCGCCACGCUGGCAGCUGUGCUGAGACAGAUCCGAGACAAUAAAGCCGCAGAGAAGCUGCGCACCACCAUCGGAGUGGAUGGAUCCGUCUACAAAAACCACCCACAGUUUGCUCGGCGACUACACAAGAUGGUGAGGUGGUUGGUGCCAGACUGUGACGUGCGCUUUAUACGCUCUGAGGAUGGCAGCGGUAAAGGCGCCGCCAUGGUUACCGCUGUGGCGUACCGGUUGGCUAAGCAGCAUGCGGAACGUCAGCGCACCCUGGACACCCUGAGGCUCAGCCGCGAUCAGCUCCUGAAAGUGAAGAAAAGGAUGGAGGAAGAGAUGUGCCGAGGUCUGGCGAAAGAAACACACGACAAGGCCACCGUCAAAAUGCUGCCAACGUUUGUCCGCGCCACACCGGAUGGAACAGAGCGUGGUGACUUCUUGGCGCUGGAUCUCGGUGGCACAAACUUCAGGGUACUCUUGGUGCGCGUGCGAAGUGGGAAGAGACGGAGCGUUGAGAUGCAUAACAAGAUCUACGCCAUCCCUCAAGACAUCAUGCAGGGCACCGGAGAGGAGUUAUUUGAUCAUAUAGUGCACUGUAUUGCUGAUUUCCUGGAGUACAUGGGUAUGAAGGGUGCAUCCCUGCCUCUCGGCUUCACCUUUUCGUUCCCCUGUCAUCAGACCAAACUUGAUCAGGGUGUUUUGAUAAAAUGGACGAAAGGCUUCAAGGCCUCAGGCUGUGAGGGAGAGGAUGUGGCCACGCUGCUGAAAGAUGCCAUCCACCGCCAUGAGGAGUUUGAUCUGGAUGUGGUCGCUGUGGUGAAUGACACGGUGGGCACUAUGAUGACGUGUGGCCAUGAAGACCCGCAGUGUGAAGUUGGGCUCAUUGUAGGUACAGGGACUAAUGCAUGCUACAUGGAGGAGAUGUCUAACGUUGAGCUGGUGGAUGGAGACGAGGGCCGUAUGUGUGUAAACAUGGAGUGGGGAGCGUUCGGGGACAGCGGGGAGCUGGAUGACGUGUCCACAGAUUUCGAUCGAGGCGUGGAUGAACAGUCCGCUUACCCAGGCAAACAGCGGUAUGAAAAGAUGAUCAGUGGGAUGUAUCUUGGAGAGGUUGUCAGAAACGUUCUCCUGGAUUUCACCUCCAAAGGUCUGCUGUUUCGCGGCAAACUCUCAGAGAGACUCAAGACCCGUGGUAUUUUCGAGACCAAGUUCCUGUCACAGAUCGAGAGUGAUCGCUUGGCGCUGCGACAGGUCCGUACCAUCCUGCAGCAUCUGGGCUUGACGACCAGCACGUGUGACGACAGUAUUUUAGUGAAGGAGGUGUGCAGUGUGGUCUCCAAACGCGCCGCCCAGUUGUGCGGAGCCGGCCUGGCGGCCGUAGUGGACAAGAUACGUCUGAACCGUAAACUGGAUCAGCUCAAAAUCACUGUUGGAGUGGACGGCACGCUUUAUAAACUCCACCCGCACUUUUCCACCAUCAUGCGGGAAACUUUGAAAGACCUGGCGCCCAACUGUGACGUAACUCUGGUCCAAUCAGAGGACGGCAGUGGCAAAGGUGCCGCACUCAUCACGGCUGUGGCUUGUCGAUUGAGAGAUGCAAAGAAGUAGUGACGCUAACUGAGAUGAAACGAUCGAAUACAGGACGGAAAGCUGAUCUUCCAGAGGUUUUCUCCUAUUGUGAACGACCCUUAUGUGAACAACACUCCUGUUUAUAAGAGAAUGCUUCUUAUUUAUUUGAUUAUUUUCUUGUUUGUUUCGGUUUGGUCUAUUUACAGGGAUAUUUCACCCAAAAGUAAAAAAUUGUAUUCACCUUCAUGUUGUUUCAAACAAGUAUGUCUGUUUAUUAUGAAACAUCUUAAAAAAGAAUGAAAUGUUUUUAAUGAUACAAUGUAUGAAAUAAAAAGGUGUUAACAUUCCUCCUCCUGUUCCACAAUUGUGCUUGGACCAACAUGAUGGUGAGUACGCCUUAAAAAAAUGUUGGGUUAUCGUCCCCCCAGCGUUGGGUCAAAAAGGACGAACGCAACCUGCUAGAUUGUAAUUUAAUCUUUGCUGGGUUGUUUUAACCCAUUGUUGGGUUAAUUUAAUCCAACAGCUGGGUUUGUGUCUUUUUGAGCGAACACUGAGUUGAAAAUAACCCAGCAUUUUUUAUUUCGGGUGUGCACUGUUAAUAAAAUGUUUAAUUGUGGGUCAACCAACCCUUUAAUGUGCUGGUGGGAGCGAGCAAAAAACUUUUGCAAAUCAAGUAAUGUACUUAAAUGUAUACAAUAUACUGUCUGAUAAAAGCAGAAUGAGAUUUUGUUUGUGUGAGCUGUGAAUGGUGUAUUUAUUAGUACGUUCGUAUCUACUGAAUGACCAUAAUUCACUGUUUACUAUAAAGGCUGAUUCUUUAGUGAAGAUGGUUUUUACUUUUUGUGUCUCAUCCUAUAUUGUCCUGGUGCUACAGUAUUGUGCUGAGUUUGAAAUAAUAUAAUUUAGCCUCACGUGCAGUUUUAGCUUUGAUCUAAAGAAAGCUUUGAGAACAAAUCUAACCUGAUGGUCAUGGGUGGGUUUGGAUGUUUACCGUUACGGAGUUUGGUCUUAAAAGCAAAAAUCUGUAUAAAAAUCAGGAAAUGUAAAAGCUGCUGCACAAUUUGGCUACAAAAUGUUUUUCAAUUGCUUUGAUAAAAUGACAGAUAAAAUUAUCUCAGUUUGAUGCAAAAAAAAAAUGCUUUCGAUUCACGCAGUCGCCUUACGCUGUGAAAAACGCAUUAAAUCGCAUCUUUUGUUGCAGCUCUGGUAAAAUGUUUGUUUUUGACAAACGUUGCGAUUUUAUGUUAAUGACGUUGUGAAUAAUGUCAGAAUUUGAGUGGCCUUUAUCCCAGAGCGAAUAUCGAUUACAAAAAUGUCGCAAAAUCUGUAGUAAACAAAUGUUAAUGUCUUUCCAUUUAACUUAUUACUGCCCAAUUCUAAUAAAUUGCUGUAUUUGAAUCUG
This is a messenger RNA of Misgurnus anguillicaudatus (oriental weatherfish), 4280 nucleotides long. The record is from RefSeq and is a predicted model, not a curated record. Lineage: Eukaryota; Metazoa; Chordata; Actinopteri; Cypriniformes; Cobitidae.